CGCUGUCGCCGGAUGCACUUCUGUGCACGCUAAGGGAGGGCUUCACGAGGAGCAAUAUGCAGUUUCCGCCGGACGGCCUGUGCACCAUUACAACGUUCUGCAAUUUCAUCAAAGGUCCCGUGGUCGAGCCGAUCCGAAGCUACAAUGAGGAUUUCGACUAUUUCUUGGAGACAGCGAAGGGACACCAGAAUACAGAGUACGGCAUCGGUAUCGACUACGACUUCUGCCAGAACCACAGCAGCGUCAGCACACUUGUCAACAGCCCUACAACAAAGAUACUUCUCGACGCGUUCUGGAGCAACCAUGUGUACCACUUCGGUCAAGUGCACCAGCUCAUCCGAGACCAAGGACUUCAGCCCGAAGUCACUGGGACAUUGGCAAAAUGCCUUCAGAUGAUCUCAGCUUUGAUGAACGACAAGAAACAGAGCGCGCAUCGACCAAGCUACACCAUACUGCACUUCCCGCUGCUCGAACCGCAGUGGUCGGGAAGAAUCGCACGCCAACUCAGUAUUUACCCUGUUGACAUAUUUGUCGCCGUAGCGCACCACCCGGAACCUGACUACAUGUACACUGACUGCCACAUGGUGCCGCCAACAAUAGCAUCCAGAAAUGUCCUACGACACGUCCCCAAAAACGCUUAUCCUGUGCGUCUCGGCAACACCAUUUGGAGCCUAACGUACGAUUCGGACCACUGGCCACCAAAUAUUACGUUUGCCGUUUCCUUGGGAAUGGCCGGCAGAUGGUACAGGCCGAAAUACCCGGACCACGUCCCGGGCAGAGCAGAUAAUUACGCGUUGGGCUUCCCGUGCGCCACAGAGGAGCACUCGCCACGGGGUCAGAUGGUGAACGUUACGGAGUUGUGCGAGACCAAGGAGAAUAUGACGCAGCUCCGUUACACAUUCGCCGCCGUCAACAUCCAGUUCGAAGAUGCCAAGGGCUACUGCGGCUACGGAGAAUUUCCACGACUGCGCGCGCUCAAGGUUCUGGCGCGCUUUUUCGCCUUCGAGUACACCUCCCCUGAUAAUGCGACAGCUUGCUUCAAGGCUACGUAACACAAUCGCGUGCAUCACAAUCAACAUCGCAAUCAAUGUGUGAAUAAUGUUCGCUGCUAUUUAUAUUCUUGCGUGACAAACUUAUUUGAAAUUGUUAUUGUAUAACAUGCUAUUUGGUUUAUCCUUCAGCCCAGGUGGGCAACUAGAAGUAGGAUGCGAAAAUAAACGAGUGCAAUGAAGGUUCGCUGUACUCUUAGAUCCAUGACGAGUCCCGCUCUUCCUCAUAAAUCGACAAUAAAA
Messenger RNA from Rhipicephalus sanguineus (brown dog tick), 1292 nucleotides. RefSeq lists its product as uncharacterized. NCBI's taxonomy places the organism in Eukaryota, Metazoa, Arthropoda, Arachnida, Ixodida, Ixodidae. The transcript has 6 exons. Bases 57 to 1052 code for a protein of 331 amino acids. The record is from RefSeq and is a predicted model, not a curated record.